Cryptococcus amylolentus CBS 6039 is the source of this 950-nucleotide messenger RNA. RefSeq lists its product as hypothetical. The record is from RefSeq and is a predicted model, not a curated record. The coding region runs from base 362 to 865 and encodes 167 amino acids. The transcript has 3 exons. NCBI's taxonomy places the organism in Eukaryota, Fungi, Basidiomycota, Tremellomycetes, Tremellales, Cryptococcaceae.
CCGAAAGACAGCCGGAUCGACGCAAGUGGUCAUAACGGCUCUUUCCAAGCCUUCGGCAAUGAAAUCGGCCACGAUGAGUGUCCUUUUGUCGACGCCUCUUGAAAUCUAAUGCUAGAUUACCACUUGGCAUCUGGACGGAAGAGGUCUUUUCAAAUGGAUCCGGCCAUAGGCCGCCCGCAUUCUCAGCAGUAUAAGGGAGAUGAUACUGCAUCAUAAGUCUUUCCCCACUAAUCAUUGUACCUUUGCUUCCUGUUGCUUAUCCCUCACAUUCUUCCUUCUCCGUCUCACGCUUUGACAGCAUAUCCAUUCUGCGCCGGACGACCUUCCUUUACCAUCUUGCCGUCGAACACCAUUCUUUAACAUGUUUUCCAAUUCCAUUACCCUCUACGCCCUUCUCUCGACUGCUCUACUGCCAUAUGUGGCAGCUUCUCCGGCUCCUGAUAUGAUCUUUCUUCUGAAAGAAUCAUCCUUCACUCCCCUCGGUUGCUCCACCACCUUCCGCCCCACCUCCAUCCUUCACCAAGUCCCAUCUCCCCAAGCUUGCUUCUCUCGCUGUUCCUCGUCCCAAUUCGCCGCCUAUACAUCUCCCUCGUCCUCUUACAUGUCACAGUCUGUACUUUGCGCGUGUGGGUCGGAAGAGAUGAUGGAGGGCAUUGGGCGAAUGGACAUGUGCAAGGGGAACAACUGGUACUUGUACAGUAACGAGGAGGUCGAUGAGCUUGUCAUCGUGGAGGACGACGAGCGGAUGGACAAGCUUUCAGUGUUCUCAAGGAAGGGAGAGAAGAGCUCGAGUAAGGGGCCUAUGCCGUUGGCGAUCUUGAAGAAGUUGACAGCGGCGUCCAAGAACAAGAUAUUCAAGUGGUGAUCUUUCCCUCAUCUGUGCUGGCCACGAUAUUCCCCUCUUCUGGUAUUUUCCGUAUAUAGAUGAUUUUAUAAUCAUACUACAGAUG